CGUAGAUACAAAAAAACGUGAAAUAGGUGUCGUUUUUCCAUACACUUUGUACGAAAAAAAGGAAAUUGAAUUGCUUGUGGAUUUGAAUGAUGGUUUCAGGACGUGCUAACGUGUUUCUUUUGAAAACUGGUAGCUGGCGCGGUAGUCUCAACGCGAUAGGAUCACAAUUACCCUGGCCGUUGAUUUUUUAAUAUGUCCAGCAUCUUCUAGAUCAAGUGUCUAUUUACGAGUCCUUUAUUUGUUCUUGUAAAUUCGUGUACAAGGUAAAACUUCAAAUAUUGAUAAAUAAAACGACAUCAAAAGAACUUGCUGCAGUUUGGAGAUACCCACAAAUUCAGAAGCGUUUGAACGCUUGGAUGUACAGGGAUUAUUUACAAGAUACGUUUAUCUUUACAUGAUUAAAUUCAUACGUAUACCACCGGAGGAUAUUUUCAAUAGACGACUAGUUCUAAAAUCUUUACCAACAACGUAACUGUAACAACAGUUUCAGGAGAGAUAGGCGACUGGGUUUCCGGAAAUAAAUAUAAUAUUCCAUCAAUUUUAUAACUCACAAAUUAAAAAAAAGCUAUCUUCGUUGCAUGGUUUGAUUGAAUUGGACUGGACCAUGAUGCCACCGAUAACAGAAUUAGUAGCUAGUAGCUGAUGAACCAUUGCUCUGGAGAAUGCUUGAUAUUACUUGCAAUUGAAGAAGAAUCAAAAUCACCUGUAAAUCUUCAUUAAAAAAAUUAUAGAUACAGCCAAGAUGCCAUCUAUGUUGAAGCAACGACGUGUUAAUAAAGCUAGGAAACUUGUUAAGAAAAGUCAGCGUUUUGGAGGAAAUUCUAGAGUCAAGCUUUUCAAUCCGCUAUGUGGGAAGCUAAAAAGCAAUAAUAUUUCAUUAGCCAAGGCUUUAUCUAUGCAAAAACAAGAGAACCAACUACUAUUUAAAGAAAACAUUCGACUCACAAGCCAACUACAGUCCGCAAAUAUAGCUUGUAAUAAACGAGAUCUGGGAUUUGGACACAUUCAAAAUAAUGCCAAGGAAAUGUUGACAAUGUUAGUAACAAUGACGAAUUAUGUGACAAACACUAUCAUGCGUUGUCAAGAAUUUUCGGGAUCAUCCAAAACUGCCAUACAACAUAGCCCUGCCUCAGUCACUAAGAAGGAAUCAAUGAAAAGGCUUUCAAUGAAGUCUCCAACAAAAGCAAUGGUCAAACCUAUGGUAAGCGGACACACAAUCACCAAGCCGACAAUAAACUUGCGCAGGGUAAACAUGCAGAAGCUGAACAAUUUCACAAAUCUCAGUGUCGUCGAAGAGGCAUCUCCUGACCGUGUUCUCAACUCAACACUCAAUAGUAAUCUGCCACGAGUAUCAACAGUAUCAACAUUUUUAAACACCAAAAGGACCAAAUAUCAGGACGGUGAACGCAGGCGAAGACUACCAGAGAGAAUAAUACCAGUAGAGUACAUCGGAGCUGAUGAAGAAGAUGGGGAAAUACUUUCCAGACCCGAAUUGAGACUAUCUGGAAGAUUUUCUGACAAACUUUCGGGCAGGACAAAAAAAUGCUCGGAAAAAUCACCCAUCAGUAAGACACGAAUCCCUAGUGUAACUCUAUGCGACGUGUCUAAGAUACUACACAAUUUACAAACUAUAAACAUUGGAAUGCUGCAAGAUUGCCAAAAUAAUGAAGAAUUAACCACACGACCAAAUGUUUUAAGAGAUUCUCGACAGCAAAUUAAUGAGGAAGAUUCAUGGCAUCUGGAUACUACUGCACGUGAAGGACAAGAAUCAGAUGGACCUUCCGCUAAAAAAUUGCAGGUCUGUGCAGCAAAUACUGUUGGCCUGCGAGAGAAAAAGAUAGAGAAUAUGAGUCUGACGAAUAACCACUCUGGAAUUUACGACCCCUUAGAAGGACCAAGCUGGUUACUUGGUAACAGUGAAGUUUCUCCGACGAUUAGAGAAACUCUAAGUACAAAACAGAGUGUAAACGUUUGGAAAGGACAUGUUAUUGCUGGAGAAGAUAGGAAAUCAGAUAUUUGUCGAAAGAAGCGCAAUGUUAGGAAGUUGGAUUCAUCAGACUCUGAACCAGAGGCUGAGAAUAAACUGGGAAAAUGUUUCGACGAUGAUUCGAUGGAAUUUACAGAAUGCAUAAAUGGUCUGAGAGCACCAGAAAUCGCGUCAUCUAGAGUUGCUGAUAAUCAAAAGCAUAUUGGACCUCAUGUUUCAAAUCUAGCUGAAGAAAAUAGUAACAGAAACUCCAUUACCAACACCGAGAUGACAUAUGAGUCUUCAAACCUAUCAGAAGAUAUUGAUGAAAGUUACAGACACAUAACAAUCAAUCGUUCAACUGAAUUUGUCACCGAUCGCCGAAUGCGAUUCGACACUGAUGAUGAAGAUGAAGACACACUGAUGUUGCGAUGCCUUAGACCGGUUCAACCGUCUAGUUUUAAUAUAAAUGAAUUUCGAUUACCUGUUGUCAAUGGCCUGGUUACUGAGCUGCCAGAAGAGCCGCACAAUUUAAUUGAUGAUAGACUUUCAAAUAACUGCAGUGUGCAAUUGCCGAAAUUCGAAGACUCUCCAAAAACUGCUCAGAUAAAACACACAGUGAAACAGAAGCAAAAGAAAAAACGAACUAUAACAUCUAAAACUGAUUCUAGUGAUUCAGAUUGCUCGCCCAAGUUUAAAUCAAAGUCGGUUAAGUUGAGUAGGGCCAAAAAGCUCAAAGAUCCAAGCAGCGCCAAAGUGGUUUUGCAGAAACUCGAUGACGUCCAUCCAAACACUAAUCCAAAUCGUAGCAAGCAAAAUGGCACCCAUGACACCAAUACAAGUCAGAAGAUGUCCAGUAUUCACAACUCAGAACCAGUCACUGAUAGCAAUAACAGUACUUGUAGCGUAAGCGAGCCCUAUCGACCCAAAAGAGUGAAAGCACCUGUCAACUUGAAAGAGCCACCUUUGGGCAGUAUCAUAUUUAACCUAAGGAGAAAUUACCUAAUUUCCAUGAUAUGUUCACUGAAGUCUAUGAGAUCUAUGUCCGAUGAUUCAACUGCAACUCCUGCGAUAGAGACGUCAGCUUCUUUUCUGGUGAGUAUUCCUUUAAUAACAUCCUGCAAUCCAUCACGGAACCAAGAUUUUGAACUGCUCUCUGGUACCAUUACAUAUUCUGUACUGUUGAAAUAACAAAUCAUAUUUUACCAUUGUCACACCCCAUACCAACAAAUUUUUCUAUCUUACUCACGUAAAGUUGAAUUCUUUUUCUAAUGUCUGCCAUAAAGUUGCAAGUACUUUAACUGUUCUAAUGAGGUCUAAAUUUUUAUAUGAUUUCUGAAAAUCAUCAUAUUAUGAGAUACCACUAAUGUUAAUAAAUUCUGUUUACAUU
Athalia rosae (coleseed sawfly) is the source of this 3356-nucleotide messenger RNA. RefSeq lists its product as uncharacterized. Bases 743 to 3157 code for a protein of 804 amino acids. The transcript has 9 exons. NCBI's taxonomy places the organism in Eukaryota, Metazoa, Arthropoda, Insecta, Hymenoptera, Athaliidae. The record is from RefSeq and is a predicted model, not a curated record.